Messenger RNA from Epithele typhae, 1074 nucleotides. RefSeq lists its product as uncharacterized. NCBI's taxonomy places the organism in Eukaryota, Fungi, Basidiomycota, Agaricomycetes, Polyporales, Epitheliaceae. The record is from RefSeq and is a predicted model, not a curated record. Bases 1 to 1074 code for a protein of 357 amino acids. The transcript has 2 exons.
AUGCCCCAAGAAGCUCUAAAAGAAGACGAGGAUCUCCGGUACAGCGACGGAAAUAUCAUGAUCAUCGCCAACAACUGCGCUUUCCGCCUCUACAAGGGUAUCCUUGCAUCUGAGUCCCUCGUCUUUGAAAACAUGUUCUCUGUUCCUCAACCCGAAGACGCGGAAUAUAUAGACGGCUGUCCGGUAGUGAGUCUUGCGGACCGCGCGAGCGAUCUUCGGGUCUUCUUCAUGUGGCUGUUCAAGAGUCAUCUCCCUCGCUUCCAUCAUGUGUGGAGCGGAAGCUCUUACGAAGUGGCCUCCCUCCUCCGCAUCGGUCACAAAUACGAAGCGCUCUCAGCCAUCGAGCCCGCCGUCUUCCGCCUCAAGAGUCGCCUGCGGUCGCCUUUCUGGGACUGGGACUAUCAAGAAGAUGCAUGGACGGGCCUGGAAUGGGACUUGGAUUGUGACAGCGUCAUACUGCACUUGGACCACAUCUUCGACAUCGUCAACCUCAUGCGCCUCGUCAAUGAGUUCGCGACGUCCCCCAACGCCCCCCGCUUCUCCCGCUCGGAGGCCGCCGUCGCCCUGUUCUACUCCUGCGUCGUCGUGGACGCCUCGCCCAGCCUCCUCUGGGACGGUCAGGCGCGCUCCGACGGGACUGUCGACCACCUCUCUUCCCGGGCUCGCGAGUGCUGCAUGCGCGCCCUGGAGUUCAUCCACGACGAAACGCACCGUUCGGUCGCCGAGGCCUUCUCCAAUUUUGAAUCGCGCUUCACAAACAGGCCAGACAGAAAUCUCAAGGUUCAGAAAUGUCUUCACGAACUCGACCCUGACGAGCCCUGUUUAUCGAAAAUCAGGGAGCGCGCCGUGAAGGACCGCCUCAAUAUCGAUGGGAAGCCGAAGGUGCAGGAAGCUUGGGUCAGGAUGGACAAGUGGACGGUGCCGCCUUCCGCGUACGUGGAAUGCCUCGGGAACCUGUGCUCCCGAUGUAUGGAGGAAUUGCUUUCGUGUCACUACGGUGCGCUCGAGUCGGCGUGGCAUCGGAUCGAAUCGUUCUUGUUAGACGCUUCUGGCUGGGUCCCUAACGAUCCGUGA